GUUCCUGGAAUCCCAGGCAGCCCGGCGCUGGGCAAACAGGGCAAAGGUGAGGCACCGAGCGCCGCGGGACCAUGAGGCUGCUGCUCUUCCUGGGCUUGCUGUGCGGCUGGGCGGCCGCCGCCCCGGGCCCUGCGUGGUCGCAGCCCCUGUUCGGCCGCCUGGCGUCCCCCGGCUUCCCCGGGGCCUACGCCAACCACCAGGAGCGGCGCUGGGCCCUGACGGCGCCCCCCGGCUACCGCCUGCGCCUCUACUUCACCCACUUCCACCUGGAGCUCUCCUACCUGUGCGAGUACGACUUUGUCAAGCUGAGCUCAGGGACCGAGGUGCUGGCCACGCUGUGCGGCCAGGAGAGCACGGACACCGAGCGGGCCCCGGGCAACGACACCUUCCGCUCGCCGGGCUCCAGCCUGGACGUCACCUUCCGCUCCGACUACUCCAACGAGCAGCCCUUCACGGGCUUUGAGGCCUUCUAUGCGGCAGAGGACAUCGACGAGUGCCAGGUGUCCCCGGGAGAGGCCCCGCCCUGCGACCACCACUGCCACAACCACCUGGGUGGCUUCUACUGCUCCUGCCGCCAGGGCUACGUUCUCCACAGGAACAAGCGCACCUGCUCAGCCCUGUGCGCAGGUCAGGUCUUCACCGGCCGGUCGGGGGUGCUCAGCAGCCCUGAAUACCCGCAGCCGUACCCCAAACUCUCCAGCUGCACCUACAGCAUCCGCCUGGAGGAGGGCUUCAGCAUCGUCCUGGACUUCGUGGCGCCCUUCGACGUGGAGUCGCACCCCGACGCCCUGUGCCCCUACGACUCCCUCCAGGUCCGAACAGACAAAGAGGAAUAUGGGCCGUUUUGCGGGACGACGUUGCCCCGGAGGAUUGAGACCCAGAGCAGCGCCGUGGCCAUCAGCUUUGUGACCGAUCAGUCGGGGGAGCACGCGGGCUGGAGGAUCCGCUACAGCAGCUCGGCUCGGCCCUGCCCCAGUCCCGUGGCGCCGCCUAACGGCCGCAUCGCCCCCGUGCAAGCCGAGUACGUGCUGGAGGACCGCGUGGCCGUGUCCUGCGACCCCGGGUACGAGCUGCUCCGGGGUUCCUCGGCCCUGGAAUCCUUCACCGCCGUGUGCCAGAGGGACGGGUCCUGGGACCAGCCGCCGCCGCGCUGCAGCGCCGUAGACUGCGGCCCUCCCGACGACCUGCCCGCCGGCCGCGUGGAGUUCCUCACAGGCCCCGGGGUGACCACGUACGGAGCGGGGAUCCGCUACCACUGUGACGGGAGCUUCUACGCCAUGACCGCGGGCGACGGUAAAUAUGUGUGUGAGGCUGAUGGAUUCUGGACGAGCUCCAAAGGAGAAAAAUCGCCCCCAGUCUGUGAGCCCGUCUGUGGAGUAUCCACUCGCACCACAGAAGGUCGUAUAUACGGAGGGCAGAAGGCCAAGCUGGGGGACUUUCCCUGGCAAGUCCUGUUGCUGGGCCGGACUACGGCAGCGGGCGCCCUCCUGCGGGACAACUGGAUCCUAACCGCGGCCCACGCGGUGUAUACACAGAAGGCAGCUGCCUCCUCCUUGGACAUCAGGAUGGGUGCCCUGAAGAGACUGUCGGCUCAGUACACCCAGGCCCGGGCCGAGGCCAUCUUUAUACACGAAGGCUACACUCCUGAUGCUGGCUUUGACAACGACAUAGCACUGAUUAAGUUGAAGAACAGAGUUGUAAUCAAUAGCAACGUCCUGCCUAUCUGUCUGCCAAGAAAGGAAGCGGAAUCCUUCAUGAGGUCAGAGGACAUUGGAACCGCAUCUGGAUGGGGAUUGACCCAGAGGGGUUUUCUUGCCAGACACCUAAUGUUUGUUGACAUACCAAUUGUCGACCAUCAGAAAUGUACCGCUGCGUAUGAAAAGCUGUCCUACCCGGGGGGGAGGGUCACGGAGAACAUGCUUUGCGCUGGCUUAGAAGGUGGGGGCAAGGACAGCUGCAGAGGGGACAGUGGGGGGGCAUUAGUGUUUCUAGACAAUGAGACACAGAGAUGGUUUGUGGGAGGAAUAGUGUCCUGGGGUUCCACUAAUUGCGGGGAAGCCAAUCAGUAUGGGGUGUAUACCAAAGUCAUUAACUAUAUUCCCUGGAUCGAGAACAUAAUUAAUAAUUUUUAAUUUGUAUGUCUGCAUAAUCAAUUGAUUUAAUCAACCAAUUCUUUAGUUAAAACAUCCCUGUAAACGAUCUUGGCAGCACUGUGACCGGAGAGACGUGAACACCCCCGACCACCCUACGGGCCAGACGGUCAUCACAGGUGCUCCUCACCUGCCAGUUUUCCCACCCCACCCCCACUCUUUGAUCCAAGGGGAUACAAACGAUUAAGUGGCAUCACCUUCCCCAAUCCAACAGAAACUCACUGGUUAAAUCUGCAUUUACUUACUUACAAAGUCCAGUCUUUUGUACCGGAUAUCUACAUUUCUAUAAACCACCUGUUUGUGUUCUCUACUUCUCCACCAUUUGGGGCUGCUUCUCACUGAUCUCUAACAUGGCUUUGUGUAUUAUAGCAGUAUUGGCGCAGGAAUAACCUUGGAUGGUGAUUUUUUUUUUUUUUUUAAAUUGGAAACAUCUAUACUUUAAGCUUAGGUAUUGAUCGACUCCCAGGUUUAAAAACCAGUAUCACAAAUUGGUGAGAUACAAUUUUUCACUCCUCAAAUUGGCAGACGAAGAGAACAUGGAACAGCACUAUUUCGCAUUGUUAAAGAACAUCUUCUAAAGGACAAUCUGGCAAUAGAUCUGAAAAGCCUUGACAGCAUGCAUGGUCUCUGACCUAGUAAUUCCAAUGUUAAUAAUUUAAUUUAGCUGGGAGGAUGUUCGUGGUGCUUGGAAAUAACCUAAAUAAUGUUCACAUACAGAAGACAGCGGAAUCAAAUGUGGCAUUUCCUUAAGAAGAAACACAUCAGAAUUAAAUGGUGAUAUUAUUAUAGGUAGAUCUAGUGGGUUUUUCUCCCCUCUUACAAUAAACAUGGAAAUACUUGGGCACGCUUAACAACAACAGCACAAAUCAUACAACAGCUGAGUAGAGAACUCACACAGCGAAGAGCUACUCACCUAGUACUCAACAACAAAGGACUCUAAUUAUCACAUACAUCAUCCUUUUUCCUAAGGACACAAUUUAGGUUCUGGUUUAACCUUUAAGAUCUCAUGUCACUUUCAGUGGAUGUUCCCUGGACAAGUUUUAAUAGGUGACCUUCAACAAAGGGUUUCAUUCUAGCCAAAUAAUUACCACUCAUGUAAAAAUUCAUCGUGAGUUUUGGCCCAAUUUCUGUUGUGCACGUUAAAGGUAACUUUCCAUCACCUUUGUCACAUAUAAAAAAGAAAUUGUUUUUUUUUUUUUUUUUCCAGUAAGACUCCAGACACUAAACUGUGGUGGCAACAAAUUUUUUAUUCAACGGGUUCAAAAAAAUCUUGAGAAUGAAUGCAUUGAGAUGACCAAAUAGACUUUUAAAAACAAA
Messenger RNA from Canis lupus familiaris (dog), 3467 nucleotides. RefSeq names its product mannan binding lectin serine peptidase 2 (gene MASP2). The coding region runs from base 72 to 2132 and encodes 686 amino acids. Gene Ontology annotation, cellular component: extracellular region. Gene Ontology annotation, molecular function: serine-type endopeptidase activity; calcium ion binding. NCBI's taxonomy places the organism in Eukaryota, Metazoa, Chordata, Mammalia, Carnivora, Canidae. Gene Ontology annotation, biological process: proteolysis; complement activation, lectin pathway. The transcript is spliced from 11 exons. The record is from RefSeq and is a predicted model, not a curated record.